AUAAAAAUGUUACAAUGUCUGCAAGUUUAUGAGAUUUUACGAGCAUGCAAUGAUCCUGCCAAAAGAGGGCGCUUCAAACAUUACCGUUUCGUACUCGACUGAACAAAACGCAGAAGCUGUGCAAUUUUGCUUAUGUCUGACUCAUAAUACAACUUGAAACAUGAUGGCAGCGGUGAAAAGUAAAAUAUCUCCGUAGAAAAAAAUAUUCUUCUUCUCAUCAAAGUAUAUUAUGCAUCUGCAAGCUGUGAUUUGACCUUUAUUUCGCCAGCUUUCUGAGCUGACAGUAAUUCCUGGAUUUGUCCCACAUAUAGUCAUCUAGGAAUACUGCAUCACAUCCUAUACAUAUGGCAGAAAAAAACACAAGCUCCUCCAAAAUCACAAUGGUGCCAGGGAUCUAAUGAAUAUCCAUGAUCAAGACUAUUUGGAUAAUUAUCUGAAAGUGGUCUUUGUAAAGAACUUCAAUCAAGCUUAGCUAUGGCAGAAGACACAGACUUGCUUCUUCCAAAUCAAUACAAUGACAGUGGUUUAAAUGUCAAAAACAUCCAAGAACAUCGCCUCGAUGAGGGAACUUCCACCAAAGAUCUAGACCCCCAAAGCCUGGAAGAAGGUGGUGGAAAUGAAGUAGAUUCCAAGAAAACAAAGACACAGUUGACUUUAGCUCAGAAAUUAACGGUUUUAGGUAUUGCCAUUGCCUACAUGUCAGUGUUUACUUCAUUCUCUGUACUUGCUCCAUUCUAUCCUUAUGAGGCACAGAAGAAAGGUGUUACCCCAACGGCAACAGGACUUGUCUUUGGCAUUUAUUCUCUUGUCAGUUUUAUUGCAUGCCCGAUAUUGGGAAAAUAUCUUCCUGUCAUAGGAGGAAAAUUCAUGUUUCUUAGUGGGUCUUUUGUUUCAGCUGGAUGCAAUAUAUUAUUUGGGGUAUUGAAUAGGAUUGAAGAUGAAACAUUGUUUCUGAUCUACUGUUUUUUAAUUCGAAUUUUUGAGGCUGUUGGAUCAGCAGCUGUCCUGACUGCAGGCAUGGCGAUAUGUGCCAAUGUCUUUCCAGAUAAUGUAGCUCAAAUGAGUGGUUUUCUGGAGUUAUUUCUUGGUCUUGGUCUUGCAGUUGGUCCACCUCUUGGGAGCUUGUUAUAUACAAUAGGAGGCUAUGAGCUGCCAUUCUUAGUCCUAGGUUGUACAUCUGUAGCAUUGACCAUUAUAGAUAUAUUCAUAAUACCUAAUACAUCAUCAAGGACAGAUACUAACAAUCAGGAUGGGUCCCUUGAGAUUCUGAAAAUACCGGCGAUUUGGAUGACAAUGAUUAUUGUUGCUUGGUCAAGUGCAUGCUAUGCAUUCUUCGAUCCAACAUUAGCUCUCCAUGUAACAUCUGAUCCACUGGAUGUAAAACCUUCUUUGGUUGGUGUAAUGUUUUUAUUGAUCGGAGGAACCUAUGCAUUGUCUGCUCCUAUAUGGGGAUACUUAGCAGAUAAAACAAAAAGGACCCGUCUCAUGAUGGUUUUAGGAUGCCUUGUCCUUGGGAUUUCUUAUCUAUUUGUUGGACCAAGCUCCCUUCUUCAUAUCCCUAGUCAGCUUUGGAUUGUCAUUGUAGCACUUGGGUUUUAUGGGAGCAUCUCUGGAGCUUGUGUCAUGCCAGCAAUUCUUGAUCUCUUAACAAGUGCUGAAUGGUAUGGGCAUCCAGACAAUCUCUCAACUCAAUCAUUCAUAUCUGGACUCUUCAAUUCAGCAUUUUCCUUGGGGAGUUUUGUUGGACCAACAGCAGGUGGUGCCCUUGUUGAUAAGAUUGGAUUUGUUUGGACGUCAACAUAUAUUGCUGCUGGAAAUUUCGUUGUCAUGAUCAUGAUUUCUGUCUUUUGUACGUGGGAGUUUCAAUGUGGAAAAGGACGAAGAAAACCAAUACCAGCUCAAUAAUGCUACCUCUCCUAGAUCUGAUGAAGACAAUCUGCUUCUCAUUUGUUAAAUCAAGCCCUGAAACUCAAUCUAACAACAAGUUGAUUUGGUAAAUGACGAGUUGACCGAGAAAAUUUAAUCAAUAUGGGUGAAAAAUGAAGACUUAGUGACAUUUUGAAUUUUCUUAAAUAUUUUAUAUGCAAACAUGGAUGGUACAAUAUGCAAAUGAGAGGCAGUGUUGCCACACUCCUGUUCUUCAUUUGUUACUUUAUUGUACAGAAGUGUGUCCCACAAAAAAACGAUACCAAGAUUUAUCAAUGAUUUAUCAUAACUUUAUCACAAAUACAAUAGA
Molecule: messenger RNA, 2236 nt
Organism: Lytechinus variegatus (green sea urchin)
Lineage: Eukaryota; Metazoa; Echinodermata; Echinoidea; Temnopleuroida; Toxopneustidae
Product: MFS-type transporter SLC18B1-like
Exons: 14
Coding region: 475-1905 (476 amino acids)
Biological process (GO): transmembrane transport
Molecular function (GO): transmembrane transporter activity
Source: RefSeq, a predicted model, not a curated record